UCCCAAUCAUAUUCAAAUUGUUUCUUGUUAUGAGACAAUUUGACUAACUUGCUGAAUGGUGUUUCAAAUUAUAUCAAAGUUAUGUAGGUGUUAAAUCAAAGAUGGUGAAGCUGAUAAUGAUUGCCUAUGUUCUGACGGUCUUCCUCAUGCUGAUGGACUAGAUGAUGGUCGUGAUUUGAGAGAUGCUGAGCAGCAACCAAAGCGUUGUUUAAGAAAUUAUCAAGAGGACAAAAUGAGCCUUCGAGGAUGUCUAUUGAAACUGGCUCUUAUGUCCUUCAUUAUAUAAUUGAAGGGCGUGUUUGCUAAUUGACAAUUUGUGACCAUGCUUACCCAAAAAAACUUGCUUUCCAGUACCUUGAAGACCUGAAGAAUGAAUUUGAGCGUGUUAAUAGGGUUCAAAUUGAAACAGCUGCUAGACCCAGAAUCUACUCAUUUGCCUCCUUUUUAUGAAUUGGUUAUGGAAGAAUUAAUCUUGCCACAUCUCUGGAAAGCAACAGAAUUGAUUUGUGGUGCGAUUGAUAAAUGAUAACGGGCCUUAAUGUUUGGACUACACAUCUGUUUUGUUUGGCCCAUACUUGCACUGCUCUAUUUGAUAACGAGGAAUAGCACACUGAUCUGUCUGAUAAUGAGGAAUAGCUGGCCUCCACAUUGGGAUCAUCAACAAAGUUGUCAACAUUAGAAUAUUAGCCACAUCACCCAUCGGCAUCGAACGUUACUAUCGGUACUGAUUAUGAAUUUAAGAUAAACCAGAGUAGAUAGGAGGUACCGACAAGUUUACAAUGCAUCGGUUUAAAUUAUUUGAUAGAUAUUUUCUAUGCUACACGCAUUCAUUAGCAAAAUUUCUGUCGUCAACAACUUGAACUUCUUGACCCAUUCUCCACUGAAGGCUGCACCUUCGAGCUUGGGUCAAAAUUACAACAUCAAGGGUAAAAUGUCUUCUGAACCAGUGAACGUGAAUGACUUCAAAGAAUUAGCCAGGAAUGCACUUCCAAAAAUUUACUAUGAUUACUACGCUGGGGGAGCUGAGGACGAACACACGCUUAGAGAGAACAUACAAGCUUUCCAUAGAAUCACGAUUCGGCCUCGAGUUCUGGUGGAUGUGAGCCAAAUUGAUAUGUCAACAACCAUAUUGGGCUAUCCCAUCUCUGCACCUAUCCUCCUUGCUCCCACUUCUGCACAUAAGUUGGCUAUCCCUGAAGGAGAAUUAGCCACGGCCAGGGCAGCUGCUGCUGCAAACACUAUAAUGAUUCUGUCUUACUCUUCCACCUGUUCAAUGGAGGAAGUUGCCUCUAGCUGCAAUGCUGUCCGUUUCUUUCAAUUACAUAUUUCCAAACGGCGCGAUAUCUCGGCGCUGCUAGUACAGAGAGCUGAGAGAUUUGGAUACAAGGCAAUUGUCCUGACUGCUGAUACUCCUCGACUUGGAAGAAGGGAGGCUGACAUAAGGAACAAGAUGAUUGGCUUUCCAGUGAAGAAUCUUGAAGGCCUCAUGUCUAUUGACGUUGAAUCUGACCAAGGUUCAAAGUUAGAAGCUUAUUACAACGAGUUGUUGGAUGCAUCUAUACGUUGGGAAGAUAUAGGGUGGUUAAGAUCAAUCACUAAUCUGCCAAUUCUGAUAAAGGGGAUUCUCACUCAUGAAGAUGCAACUAAAGCAGUGGAAGCUGGUGUUGAUGGAAUUAUUGUCUCCAAUCAUGGAGCUCGUCAACUAGACUUUGCUCCUGCCACUGUUUCUGUCCUUGAAGAGGUUGUUGAUGCUGUGAAGGGUAAAGUUGCUGUGCUCUUAGAUGGAGGUGUGCGGCGAGGUACAGAUGUGUUUAAGGCAGUAGCCCUUGGUGCCCAGGCAGUGCUCAUAGGGAGACCAGUUUUAUUUGGACUGGCAGCAAAGGGAGAAGGAGGAGUAAGAACAGUGCUGGAGAUGCUGAAGAAUGAGUUAGAGAUUAGUAUGGCACUUUCUGGGUGCCCAUGCAUCAAGGACAUUACUAGAAGCCAUGUUAGGACACCGUACGAUAAGCUGCCUUCAAUGCUUUAGUGCCUCUGUAUACCAUUUAUAUAUAUAAUUUAAGCAUAGCUGAGUUAGUCUUGCAAAUAAGAGGAAGCUGGGAACUCUACAAAAAAAAAAA
Molecule: messenger RNA, 2117 nt
Organism: Cucurbita moschata (crookneck pumpkin)
Lineage: Eukaryota; Viridiplantae; Streptophyta; Magnoliopsida; Cucurbitales; Cucurbitaceae
Product: peroxisomal (S)-2-hydroxy-acid oxidase GLO4-like
Exons: 13
Coding region: 815-2026 (403 amino acids)
Molecular function (GO): FMN binding; oxidoreductase activity
Source: RefSeq, a predicted model, not a curated record